UAACUCGCCUGUCUGGGCACGGGUCUGGAGAUGAGCGAUCACCGCGGCCCAAUCAGCGGCUUUGUGUUCCCUGCCGGUGCCGGGGCUGGUCGUGUCAAGCUGUGGCUGCGCUUCAGGAUCAGAGACCGAAGCCCGAGCUAGUGGAACCUGAAGGAACGACAGUCAGCUAAUUUGAGCUUGUCUGGAGAAGCCUGAGUGCCAGCACUGAACAGCCUUCCUCAUUCAAAUCAUGUGACCGUGUGACGUUUCAACUCUACAUACGAGGUGCAUCUCGGACAGUGCGGAGGGGAGGAGAUCACGUUGUCAGACAGUGACAUUAGUGUAUCUUUACCUCCUAGCAAUAGUAGUAAUAAUAGUAAUUAUUGAAGUUGGGUAGAGCUGGUCGGAGUGAGCACGCUCUGACUUGUUGAAAUGGGAAGUGAUUCUGUGUGAGUGUGUCUGGAUCAGCAGCAGCAGACUCACCCCCCCCCCACCCUCUACACUGCUCUGGAGUGACUUGAACACAACCCCCCAUCUGUGAGAAACACGGCAAGUUCAGUUCGCAGUUUGGACCGCCUUACUACAACAGUGUGCUGCCUUCCAGGAGCCUCUGUCACACACAUCACUGAGAACGUGGACAGGCUCCUAGAACGAACAGGAGACGACCCGGUAGUAGUCGUCCACAUCGGUACAAACAACAUUGGAAGAGACAGACCAAAGUACCUGCAAAACAAAUUCAGAGAGCUAGGAAGGAAAUUAAAAGACAAGACCAAAACUGUGGUAUUUUCUGGGAUACUGCCGGCACCUUGCAAAGGACCAUAUGGACAGCUGGAAAUACAAAAUCAAAAUGCAUGGCUGAAAUCGUGGUGCACACAGGAAGGCUUUACCUUUCUUCAACAUUGGAUCACAUUCUAUAUAGGCGGGACGGACUGCACUUAAAUAAAAAGGGAACCAAUCUACUCUAAGAAAGGAUCCUUGAGAAGGUUCAGAAGUAUUUAAACUAGAAAGGAAGGGGGGAGAAAUCAACAAAAAAGCAGAAGGGAGACUACAUCAAAACAAGGGCAACAAUUCAGGAUGGAGCGGAGGAGUGAAGACGCUCUGCGGAUGAACCUGCUGAAGAGAGGCUUGGAGCAGCAGCAGCAGCAGCAUGAGGACAGGGAGGAGGCCCUGGCCAAGAGGCUGAAGAUGGAGGGUCACGAGGCCAUGGAGCGCCUCAAGAUGCUGGCCCUGCUGAAGCGCAAGGACCUGGAGGGGCCGGGAGCCGGGCCGGAGCUGGGGCAGGGGGGCAAAACUGUGGGGGCAGGGGGCGGGUAUGAGGAGAAACACAACGGCAGCCUGCGAGCUCACCCGGACCCCCGCGUGGGGGGCAAGACUGGCAAAGAGAACAUGGGGGAGGAGCCGGUGGAUAUGAGCGCGCGCAGGGGCGAUGUGGACCGCGAGCGCCGAACCCCCUCCCCCGAUAUCAUCGUGCUGUCGGACAACGAGGCGUCCAGCCCGCGAUCCAACUGCUGCGUGGAGGAGCGGGUUAAAGCAGCCAGCCUGGAGAUGUUCAAGGGGAGGAGUGUGGAGGAGAGGCAGCAGAUGAUCAAGCAGCUCCAGGACGAGCUGCGGCUGGAGGAGGCUCGGCUGGUGCUGCUCAAGAAGCUGCGGCAGAGUCAGAUCCAGAAAGAGAAUGUGGUGCAGAAGGUGCCAGUGGUUCAGAACACCCCCUCUGCGGUCCAGCCCCCUCAGAUCCAUGCCUCCCAGCAGGGCCUGUCAAAGAUGCCGGUCCGGCCCGGAAUCCACUCCGAGCCGCAGAACCUGAGGGCUGUGCAGAGUCAUUCAGUGAUCAGAUCUGCAGCCAGCUUGUCGCUCGCCCCGAUGAUGAUGUCACAGCGUGUGAUUGCCCCCAACCCCGCCCAGUUACAGGGUCAGAGGUUACCGCCCAAACCUGGCAUCGCCCGCUCCUCGAGCAGCAUGAACACUGCCGUCAACUACCAGCAGUCGAGCCAGCAGGGGGCAGCGUCACAGCGCUCGGGCUCCUCUGCCAUCUACAUGAACCUGGCUCACAUCCAGCCGGGCGCGGGGAGCUCCUCCCCCCUGCCCAGCCCCAGCGCCCCCCUGCCCGACCCCGUCAGCAGCCAAGCUGCUGCCAAGCUGGCCCUCCGCAAGCAGCUGGAAAAGACCCUCUUGGAGAUCCCCCCGCCCAAGCCCCCCACCCCCCUGCUGCACUUCCUGCCCUCCGCGGCCAACAGCGAGUUCAUCUACAUGGUGGGGCUGGAGGAGGUGGUGCAGAGUGUCAUCGACAGCCAGGGUAAGCUGCGUGGGCCCCUGUCCCGCAUGCAGCCCUUCGUGUGCGCGCAGUGCAAGACGGACUUCACACCCCACUGGAAGCAGGAGAAGAGCGGCCGCAUCCUGUGUGAGCAGUGCAUGACCUCCAACCAGAAGAAGGCCUUGAAGGCGGAGCACACCAACCGGCUGAAGAACGCCUUUGUGAAGGCACUGCAGCAGGAGCAGGAGAUUGAACAGAGACUUCAGCAGCAGGCUGCUCUCUCCCCCAGCUCGGCCCCCACUGUGCCCAGUGGCAGCAAAAGCGAUAACCUCCUCCGGCACCACGCACUGCGACAGGUGAGGCAGCUGGAGGAGCGUGGCCGAGCGCUGGAGCGUACAAUGGGAAACUAUACCCUGCACACAGGGCACUGCACUGGGGAGAGAACCGCUCCGCAGCCCCAGGCCCCUAUGCAGCGGGGGCUGUCCGGGUCGGCCCGUGGUGUGCUCUCUAACUUCGCCCAGGCGUCGCAGCUCUCCGUGGCGAGCGGGCUGCUCGGCAUGCCAGGUAAGCGAGCGCCAGCAAGCAGAGGGCAGCCCGAGGGAAGACGGCAGCUGUAUAACAUUCCAGGUGUGAACAUCGCUUACCUGAACGCAGCCGGGGUCGGGGGUCACAAAUCGUCCAGUCUCGCUGACCGCCAGCGCGAGUAUCUGCUGGACAUGAUCCCGCCGCGGUCCAUAUCGCAGACCAUCAGCGGUCAGAAAUGAAACUAACCAGAACCGACACAGUCAGAGCCCCGCCCCCUCUCCUGGCCCCUCCCCCUCGCAUGCAGUGCCUGUACUUGUGCCUACAGAAAAAAAAAUAUAUAUUAUCAAACAGCGCAGAACUGUACAUGCAACUUUAAUAGCCCCCGUUAUUGUUAUUCUCACUGUUUUAUUUUUGGGGUGUAACGCUAUAGAGGAGAGACAUGCUUGGAUUUGCGGACUAAGGCCAGACCAGACAGUUUAAUGAGUUAAUGAGAAGCCUUCAAUUACCCCCUUACCUUGUUAUGGUGUUUGCAAUCAAUCUGAAUGCUUCUUAUUCCAAUAACUAAAAUCUUACUUUUUGAUAAGUCUCUAUUAAAUGUGCUUUGAGUUCAGGAGUUGCCUGCCAUAGUUGUAAUGUCUUUAUUGGUUUCUGUUGGUAAGUGCACAGCCCUGCCAGCAAUACACAAAGGAAGCUUGGAAGUGGAUGAUAACUCAGUGCUCCUGCUUCUAAACAGACUGCCCUUGUUAAACAUGCCUGUAACAGACAACUGGAACAGAAGAGCAGCUCCUGGACUCCUGAGCACCUUGACACGUAAAAUCAAGCACUGAGUUCAUUGCAAUAAGAACAAAGGCCAGGGGAAGGGAAAAAUGUCAUUCAAAUCUACUCUUUAAAAUGAAGUAAUCGUGAAUCCUGAGAGAGCGAGAGAGAUACAAGCAUUAAAAGUCCUUUUCAAUUAAUGAGCUCUAAAGCACUCCCCCGCAGCUCUCCAGCGCUGCUUCCCUCUAGAGCUCUAAAGCACUCUCCCUCAGCUCUCCAGUGCUGCUUCCCUGUAGAGCUCUAAAGCACUCUCCCUCGGCUCUCCAGCGCUGCUUCCCUGAAGAGCUCUAAAGCACUCUCCCUCAGCUCUCCAGCGCUGCUUCCCUGUAGAGCUCUAAAGCACUCUCCCUCAGCUCUCCAGCGCUGCUUCCCUGAAGAGCUCUAAAGCACUCUCCCUCAGCUCUCCAGCGCUGCUUCCCUGAAGAGCUCUAAAGCACUCUCCCUCAGCUCUCCAGCGCUGCUUCCCU
Messenger RNA from Acipenser ruthenus (sterlet), 4038 nucleotides. RefSeq names its product transcriptional repressor p66-beta-like. Gene Ontology annotation, molecular function: sequence-specific DNA binding. Gene Ontology annotation, cellular component: NuRD complex. The transcript has 12 exons. NCBI's taxonomy places the organism in Eukaryota, Metazoa, Chordata, Actinopteri, Acipenseriformes, Acipenseridae. Gene Ontology annotation, biological process: negative regulation of transcription by RNA polymerase II. Bases 1054 to 2994 code for a protein of 646 amino acids. The record is from RefSeq and is a predicted model, not a curated record.